Molecule: messenger RNA, 1455 nt
Organism: Acaromyces ingoldii
Lineage: Eukaryota; Fungi; Basidiomycota; Exobasidiomycetes; Exobasidiales; Cryptobasidiaceae
Exons: 7
Coding region: 53-1411 (452 amino acids)
Cellular component (GO): membrane
Source: RefSeq, a predicted model, not a curated record
UGACGGGCGACUGUCAAUACGUCGCCCUCUCAGGAGGGUUUCUCGUUCCAUAAUGAGGCUCCUCUCACGUUUCUUUCAGAACAGCAAGGGUGCCAUAUCCCACAACCACGAGCGCGUGCCCAUCCUUCGUGUUCACGAGCCUUCAGACGAUGACGAUGACCGUGAUGCGACCGGCCGGCAAUCUGCCUUUGCAACUCCUCCUCGUCCCAGCAGUAGCAGCAGCAGCAACGAGGAGAGCGUGGUGGGCAACGUCGAGGCACUCGUUCCUCACCCGCCGUCGUCCUGUGAAACAACGGGCAAUGUCGAGAAUUUGUCGCGAUCGGUUCGUCAGGUCGCCACGGACUCGCAAGUCUACACACACAGGCGAGGCAACUUUGGCCUGCUCUUUAUCACGUUGGCCCAGCUCUGUUUCAGCAUCAUGAAUUUGCUCGUCAAGGUGCUCCACCAGACGCAGGACAUCUCGGCCUUUCAGAUCAUCGGCGUCGAGACUUUGAUCGCAUACAUGGGCAUCCAGGCGACGAUGCUCUACCUGCGUGAGCCUGAUCCCUGCAGAAGGAAGGCUGAGGAGACGAUGAAAAGGUACCUCGGACCACGAGGAACGAGAGCGCUACUCGUCUUGAGGGGCAUCUGCGGCUUCUUGAGUACAUUGGGUCUCUAUCUCGGCCUCAAGGUCCUGAGCCUCGGUGAUGCGACGACGAUCUUCUUUCUCUCGCCAUUGACGACCGCCAUUCUCGCCCACGUCUUUCUUCACGAGCCUCUGCGCCUCACCGAGGUUGGCUGCGGGCUAUUCAGCCUCGUCGGUGUUGUCCUCAUCGCCCGACCGGACGCCUUGCUCGGUGACGACACGCCCAGGGAGCGCAAAGAUUGGGAGCAUGCCACAGCUUCGCAGCGCAUCGAGGCUGUCCUAUUUCUCCUCAUGGCUGUCGUAACGACGAGCACCGCCUUUAUCACGAUCCGAAAGCUGGGAAGGGAGACUACGUGGCACAACAUCAACUAUUUUUCCCUGUUUUCGUGGGUGUGCGCCUUUGCUUCGAUGCCCCUGCUUGGCGUCGAGUGGGUGUGGCCCGACAGCACGGCAUCCGUCACACUCCUGCUCCUCAUUGGCGUAUUCAGCCUGGCUGCUCAGAUCCUUCAGACGCUGGGAUUGCAGCACGAGAGGGCAGGGCGAGCAGCGGCGCUGACGUAUUCGCAGCUCAUUUUUGCCUAUGUGUGGCAAGUCACGAUCCUCGGUGACGGCGUCGAGCUGAUGAGUGUGUACGGCACCAUGAUCAUCAUCACCGCGGCCGUCGCAGUCACGUAUUUCGGUCCUCUGCCCUUCUUCCAGAUGACCGACUCGCCGAGCGUCGAUCUCUUGUCCCGGCUCGCCUGGCCUGGCCUGGCCUGGCCUGGCCUGGCAGCCUCGCUAGUCUAAACUAACUGUAAAGGAGAGAAGAGAAAAGAAAAGUGAAAAAAGAA